GUCUCCGAACAGCACGCGCGAAUCACCCGCAACUCAAUCCCUCUUACAAGCGAGACCAGGCAAGAUGCAAUUAGUACUAUCGGAUGCACGGCGAUGCAUCAUCCUAAAGCUAGCCUGGACGUGUUCUAGUGGUUCAAGUUCUUUGACUGUUGGACUGUUGGCCAACAUCUACGGUCAUCUAUCCGAUGCCGAUGUACCAUAUUGUAUUCCAGAAGGUCGACGGAGCCGGUCCAUUUUCAGGGCAAGUUUUACUAGCCUCCGUCAGCUUCUCCCAGGUUGUUGCGUAUGCUUUAUCCCGCAGCAUCCUUGAAACAGGAGGCACAGCGAGACCAUAAAUGCUAGAGGCACCCAAAAGGUUUGUGGAGGCGCAUAGUAAGC
This is a messenger RNA of Paraphaeosphaeria sporulosa, 378 nucleotides long. RefSeq lists its product as uncharacterized. The record is from RefSeq and is a predicted model, not a curated record. The transcript has 2 exons. NCBI's taxonomy places the organism in Eukaryota, Fungi, Ascomycota, Dothideomycetes, Pleosporales, Didymosphaeriaceae. Bases 65 to 310 code for a protein of 81 amino acids.